Molecule: messenger RNA, 768 nt
Organism: Closterium sp. Yama58-4
Lineage: Eukaryota; Viridiplantae; Streptophyta; Zygnematophyceae; Desmidiales; Closteriaceae
Source: the annotation of a GenBank genome assembly
AUGGCGCAAGUGACGCCUUCCAGAGUAUCGACUGAACCAACGCAGAAAAUUAUCCCUUCAGGUUCCGCUGCCAGAAGCAUCGCUAUUGCCACUCCUAACCAACCGGCUACAGAGGGUCGCGACGCGAGAAACACAGCCUGUACAUCAAACGAGGAAGCCAAUAGCGAGUCAGACGCAGCAGAGAAAGCAGUGGAGAACCCUAGGUUCUCAGACGAACAGACAAGUUCAGUAGCUUCUCCGAACAAGGCUCGAGUCGCUGAGGCGACUUUAGAAGCCGAGGCGAAUGGCCUCGAGUCGCUGUCUAAGCCGCUGUCGGACAUGAUGGCGAACCCUAGGUUCUCAGAUGGGCAGGCGAGUUCAGUAACUUCUUCCAACAGAGCUAAAACUUCAAAAGCCGAGGCGACUUUAGAUACCGAGGCGGAUGGCCUCGAGUCGCUAUCCAAGCCGCUCUCGGACGUGAUGGCGGCACUUUCUAUUGUGGUGGAAGGAGAAUUGCAGGCCCACACCACCCCCUCAUACCAACACCUCACCCGUCUAAACCUAGAGGCAUCAGCAGAUGCCGAGCGGCUCGCUGACCUGGCGGUCGGCGUGGGCGUGUUUGUGCGCUGUCAGCUGGCGGCGCGGGCGGCAACGCUUCGGCAGCUAGUGGCGGAGGCGGAGGAGGCGGAGCGGCAGCUUGCUGACCUGGAAGGGGUGGUUGUUGAGCUGGAUAGAUUCACUGGGAAGCUGGAGAGAGCUGUGGCGAAAGCCAUUCUAGAGGGGGUGUGA